Molecule: messenger RNA, 2490 nt
Organism: Pocillopora verrucosa
Lineage: Eukaryota; Metazoa; Cnidaria; Anthozoa; Scleractinia; Pocilloporidae
Source: RefSeq, a predicted model, not a curated record
UCGGUUAAGCUCUAGCUAUGGCUUUCUCGAGUGCAUCGAUUGUGACGAUGAACUCCUAUUCCCGAGCUUUGUCGCCUUUGGUUGCUUUAUCCACUCUCUUUGGACCUGGAGAGAGGCUCUACUCAAAGUUACACUCUUGGCUUGGAGGAUUCAUUUUUGUCUCCUUGCUCGGCGGAAUGACUUUCGUGGCCGUCAUCGGAGUGUUUGUUCGGACGACCAUUGACACGUGGAUACAGUUUUCGCUUUACAUCGUUCCCUUGAUUGCUUUGGUCGCUGGAUUUCGCGUUUACACAUCCUCAGCCUUCUACAAACUUCUUCAGAGGAAACUGUCUGGCAAAUCCAUGGUGAACGGCUUCUUGGAGUCUGAUGAACACAUUCCGUGGCACGAGACAAAGAGAAAAUCAUGGUUGAGAAAAGCUGCCUUGAAAAACUGCAUUUAUCCAUUCGUCUUAGAAAUUUAUCAGUGGACUGCCUAUAUCAUUUUCCAUACGGUAUUUGAAGGGGACUAUUUUGCAGGUUCUUGGACAGAGAGUCAUAUUGAAUUGUUCGAACUUGACGCAAGGACUUGGUUAGGUCUGUAUGGUUUCUUCUGGGUAAUGGCUAUGUACAUAACUGGGUUUGUAGCUUACACUUUCAUUCUGAUUAGCCGGUUGGCUGUCCGAGAUGUUGUUUGCUUUAUGUGUAUGUUUGGUGACAGUCCAUUUUUGAUGUACAGGCCCUCGGAGGAACAAAACCUAGUCUUAAAGAACCUUAGUCCAUUACGAAGGGUCAUAAAUGGCAUAUUUGGAUUUCUCUUCAUGGAUUUCUUCCAGACUGGAAAGGACAUUGUUCUAGUUUAUGAAAAGGACGUACCAGUUUUGGACCAAAGUACUCUCGAAGAAGGACACUGGAAUCCACAGGAAUCCCAGGGAUUUGAUAAUUUUUCUGCGUCGAUUGAGGUAACGCGACCAACACAGGGAAGGCUUAGUGUGCCAGAACGACCACAAAUUACUCCAGUAGACGCCAGCAAGUAUCUUUCCAAUGUCAUCGGUAGUAUUGAAGCUCUGGCAGGUCUUUUUCAGCCGUUCAUCGUUCUAAUAUCGUUCUUCUCUGUGGCCAACCUUGUGACCCACGUGGGAGCCAUUGUAAGCCUUAUUGCAAACUUCAAAACGUCUCAUUGGUGGACAUUUGUGAGAACAUGCAUCUGGCUUCUACUCUCACUCCGACUCCUCUGGAGUGCAGCUGGUAUUACCAAAGGCUUAUCACACGUCUCACAGCAUCUCAAUUACCUCUGGUCUGUAGGUCAGCUACAUGGCGAUAAAGAAGAGUGGCAAAGGUUUUUCAAGCUGGUCGAAUCGUUCCAUUUGGGGACCAAGACAUACGGGUUUCCUCUCACACUGAAGCAAGCGGCAUCGAUUGCAACCUUCAUCAACUUUGCACUGAUCAUUGUGCUGUCAAUCAUGAAACCAUCAGUACACUUGCCAGCACGUGGUGACUAACCCCCUUGUUAUCAGGCAUUAGUGUCGCCAUGUACGAUUCAUCAUCGAAAUUUAUGUAAAACUUAAGAGGCGAGGCAGGAACCUACAACCUGCAACCAACCCUGCAACCGUCUUUUGACAUGUCACGAAGCCAUCUUCUCGAGGGAAGCGUUGCGUGACAUCCCAAAAAACAGCUGGUAUGGAGACAAGAAAAAAAACCAACAUCACCUGUUCAACAAACCAAAUGUGAACUGAAUUCAAUCCCACGUGUUUUUCGCGCUUUGUGCGAUAUUUAUCACUACUACCAAAUUUGUUUAGUUUUUUUCUCUUUCAACGAUUCAAAAGUGAAAGAGUAUAAAAAAAAAGAUGUAAGCACAUGUUUGUAAAAUAAUUUACUAAACAGGGGCAGAUUCAGAAAUUUUGUAAAUGGAUGGUGUAAGCUUUGAUCUAGAAAAUGUUUUCGUCACAUUAGAGCCAGUAGCCAGUAGUUUACCGUUAAGGAAAGUGAAGGUAUAACCUCUAACUUCCUGGACUUCGAGCAGUCCAGCUUCUUUUUCGCGUCCAUCACUCCCAGAGUUUAGCGCGGCGCUGACAGCAGUUGUUUUUUUCGCUAACUCUUUUGACUCGCGCGAGUGACAGAUAGAUAGAUAGAUAGUUUGAUGACCUUUAUUUAUACACGAUAAUAUUUUAAGCUUCAAGCUUGUGGAGUCGUGUGAAGGAAAAAAGGAAAAUUACACGUUAUGUAAAUUUAACUUGAAUUUGAAAGUAGAAAAUAAUACAUAUUAUAACUUCUACGUAAAAAAAAAAUCAUUAUGUAUAAGACGAGCAGUUGAAGCGGAAAGUAUGUCAAAUUUGAAUUCUUUAGAGUAGUCUGAUUAGUAGGCGUUUUUUCAGAUUAUUGAGACUAAAGCGUCCAACUUCUUGUUUAUAGUAGCAAACAGAGUUCCAUAACAAAGCGCCGCAAUAUUUAAGAGAGUCUUUCAUGUAUGUUGGUAAUUUAAUGUUUUCAACUUUUUUCAAUAAAGGUAAGUUA